AUGGAGAUCCGGCCGGACAGGUUUAAGGCCGUGGCAGCCAAGACUCUCGGGAAAAUAUACGGAGCUCUUGAGAAGAAACAGGAAAAUGGCGAGACCAUUGAGCUGUCGGCGGAGGGCCGGCCGGAGCUGGUGGAGGAGAAGGAGAUGCCCGUGGUGGACUGCACGUGCUUCGGCCUGCCCAGGCGCUACAUCAUCGCCAUCCUCUCCGGCAUCGGUUUCUGCAUCUCCUUCGGCAUCCGAUGUAACCUGGGCGUGGCCAUCGUCAGCAUGGUCAACAGCCACACCAUCUACAGGGACAACAAGGAGAUCAUAGUGAAAGCACAGUUCGACUGGGAUCCAGAAACAGUGGGGAUGAUCCAUGGUUCCUUCUUCUGGGGAUACAUAGUUACUCAAAUCCCUGGAGGCUUCAUCUGCCAAAAGUUUGCAGCAAACAGAGUGUUUGGCUUUGCUAUAGUGGCCACAUCUUGCCUGAACAUGCUCAUCCCUUCUGCAGCGCGGAUGCACUUUGGCUGCGUUAUCAUCGUCAGGGUGUUUCAAGGACUUGUGGAGGGGGUUUCAUAUCCAGCUUGUCACGGUAUUUGGGCAAAAUGGGCGCCGCCUCUUGAGAGAAGUCGUCUGGCCACAACGGCCUUUUGUGGUUCUUACGCCGGUGCUGUGAUUGCCAUGCCGUUAGCUGGAAUCCUGGUGCAGUACUCAGGAUGGUCGUCUGUCUUCUACGUCUACGGAACUUUUGGUGUCAUGUGGUACUGUUUCUGGAUCUUGGUGUCGUACGAGAGUCCAGCAGCUCACCCCACCAUCACCGACGAGGAGCGGAAGUACAUUGAGGAAAGCAUCGGCGAGUCUGCCCAACAUACAGUAACGAAGUUCAACACUCCUUGGAGGGCCUUCUUCACCUCCAUGCCGGUGUACGCCAUCAUUGUGGCUAAUUUCUGCAGGAGCUGGACCUUCUACCUGCUUCUCAUCAGCCAGCCUGCGUACUUCGAGGAAGUGUUUGGGUUCGAGAUCAGCAAGGUGGGCAUAGUGUCUGCACUUCCCCAUCUGGUUAUGACCAUCAUUGUGCCCAUCGGUGGCCAGCUUGCAGACUACCUGCGCUCCAACCACAUCAUGACCACCACCAAUGUCCGAAAACUUAUGAACUGUGGAGGGUUUGGGAUGGAGGCGACGCUGCUGCUGGUGGUUGGGUUCUCUCACACUAAGGGUGUCGCCAUUACAUUCCUGGUCCUGGCUGUGGGCUUCUCUGGUUUUGCCAUUUCAGGUUUCAAUGUGAACCACCUGGACAUUGCGCCGCGCUACGCUAGUAUCCUCAUGGGCAUCUCCAACGGCGUGGGCACCCUGUCCGGCAUGGUCUGUCCGCUUAUAGUCGGUGCCAUGACGAAGCACAAGACGCGUGAAGAGUGGCAGGGCGUGUUUCUUAUCGCCUCACUUGUCCAUUAUGGAGGGGUUAUAUUCUAUGGCCUCUUCGCCUCCGGAGAGAAACAGGCCUGGGCCGAGCCGGAGCAGCUGAGCGACGAGAAAUGCGGCAUCCUAGACGAGGACGAGCUCGCCAACGAGACGGAGGAGCUGUAUCGUACGAGCGGCGGGGGGGGCUACGGAGCCAUGAACCAGGGCUCGGAUCCCAACGGAGGAGGGGGGGGAGGAGGAGGAGGAGGAGGAGGCUGGGUCUCUGACUGGGACAAAACCGAGGAGUACGUCCAACCAGCUGGAACCAAUAAUUAUCUUUACGGAGGAGAGGGCGACCGAGAGCUGACAUAA
This is a messenger RNA of Stegastes partitus (bicolor damselfish), 1752 nucleotides long. Its product is annotated as vesicular glutamate transporter 1-like. The transcript is spliced from 13 exons. The record is from RefSeq and is a predicted model, not a curated record. Gene Ontology annotation, cellular component: synaptic vesicle membrane; excitatory synapse. Gene Ontology annotation, molecular function: neurotransmitter transmembrane transporter activity; L-glutamate transmembrane transporter activity. Lineage: Eukaryota; Metazoa; Chordata; Actinopteri; Pomacentridae. The coding region runs from base 1 to 1752 and encodes 583 amino acids. Gene Ontology annotation, biological process: neurotransmitter loading into synaptic vesicle; transmembrane transport; regulation of synapse structure or activity.